Molecule: messenger RNA, 2831 nt
Organism: Triplophysa dalaica
Lineage: Eukaryota; Metazoa; Chordata; Actinopteri; Cypriniformes; Nemacheilidae
Exons: 14
Coding region: 169-2517 (782 amino acids)
Source: RefSeq, a predicted model, not a curated record
CACAGAAGAAGUCAAAGACGUGCGGUGGUAGCUUAGGAAAAUAUUUUUGCUUUGUUUUGUAGCUUUUAAUUUUUUAAAAGAAAAAACUUUUUGUUACAUGCGUAAGAGGUGUUUCGUUUUAAAAGAUUUGUUUUGCCUUUCGCCAACUGUUGUGGAAAACGCUUUACAAUGGCCGAUUUAUUGACAGUUUAUGACGAUGACCAGGCCAACACCUUCAUCGACUGCAUGAUCUGUGACAAAAGAAUAAGGGGAGAGAGCCAGUACAAAGUUCACGUGACCACAUUACAACAUUUAAAGAGAGAGGAGGCCCUUGUUGCACAGGGAGCUAUUCCGAGACAACCUCAACUACCACAAUGGACAGAUAUCAAAGAAUAUUUGGAAUACCUGAGUCUUGAUGAGCCCAUCAUCGGUCUCAGCUCCCUGGUACAGAUACCUGAUUUUGUGAGCGAAGAUGGCAAAAAUGUGUUAAAGUACAAAUGCAGAUUGUGUGUCGUGGAGAUGGACCUGUACAGCAUGGUGGCCCAUAUCAUUGGACGCAAACACAGACAAAAAUACCUGGAGCUGAAAAGGCCAGAUUUAGUCACAUGGCACGACACAGCAAGUGCACAGAAGCAGCCUGGUCUUGUCGCAAGAGCCAAAGCGGCAGUAGUCGAAAAGCAGGAGGGAUGGGGAAAACCAGAGCCACUCAGAAGACAACAAGAGACAUUCAGAAAUGUUCAUCAAGCUGGAAAUGUUUCUCAGUCCAGUGCUCAUGGACGAGACCCACAUAGGCAGCCACCAUUGGUUGAAGAUGUUCAUAGACAGCCAUACGUGAUUGAAGACAGACCUGGAAGGCCCUAUUAUGCUAGGGAAAAGUAUGAUGGACCCAAUCCAGGUGAUGCAGUUCGGCAUCAAUCCUACCCAGAAGAAAGCAGACGUCAAAGACCAUACGAAGAGCCUGGGAAUCAAGGCCUCUUGCGUGAUGACUAUUCUGAAAGAGAACUACAUGCUAGGCCCUAUGCAGACCAGGAUGGUGGAAGAAGACCUCUUUCUCAGCAAGGCUAUGAGAACACAAAUCUUGACAGAAGACCGUUCUCUGGUGGAGAUGGACACAGUCUCGUAUCCAGAGAUGUGCCAAGAAACCGACAUAAUGACAAAGAUCUCAGAAUCCACAGUGCAGUUCAGCAUCCUGGAGACUCUCAAUAUCAGGAGGGCCAAAUGGAGGAUAGGAUGUAUUCAGCUUAUGGCAUGGAUGCUACGUCAAAGCACGGCAGAAGCUUUCGUGUAGACGAGAGAAGGGGAGCUGUCAAAGAAUUUGACAGAACCAUGCACGGUUACCCUCAAAGAUUUGAGUCUGGAGAUGAUCCAAGAUCAUAUUCAGAUGAAAUGAUUCCAGCCAAGAAGAAAAGGAAGAGCCGGUUCUCCGAUGCAACAGCGGAAGAAAUAGCAGUUGCACACAUAAGACAUUCUGAAGACAGAGCGGGACAGAGAUCACACAACCAGCAGAGAGAUGGACCGAUUCGACCUCUGUUGUUUAAUAACCCUCUUAUGGAUUCCGGAAGCGCACAUCAUUUCAAUCCAAAUCCUGAAAAUGUACUGGAUGUACUAAAUGACAUUGAAAUUGAAAACAUGGAUGAAGCCAAAUAUCUUAAAGAGAAGCUAUGUUCAGUUUUAAAGGAAUUUCAAGCAGCUAAAGCUUCAAGACUAGGGGAUCAUACUUCACAAUCUGUCAGUGAUCACAGAGGAGACCAGCACAGAGAUGCAUACGAUAAUAACCUAAGGGAUGAUUCGGAUGGUAUCUACUAUGAAAACAGAGGUUUCCAAGAGGGUAGACAGUAUGAAGACAGUUCCAGAAAUUUACAAGAACCCCGACAAUAUGACAACGACCCUGGAGCAUUCCGCGAGGUCAGACAAUAUGAGGAUGACCCCGGGGAUCCAAGAGACACCAGACAUUAUGAAGAUGACUCCAGGGAUUAUAGAGAGCCGAGGCGAUUUGACCGUUAUCCCAGUGAUUCUCUCAGUAAAGCAGCUAGGCAUGAUGCAAAUGAUCCCAGAGGAUUUCAGAAAACAAGGUUGCAAGAGAACACCGUGGAUUUUCCAGAGAGAAGAGGUUUUGAAAAUGAUCAAAGAGUAAAGGCAGGACAUUAUGAAGAAUAUUCAAGAGCUUCACAAGAAGGCCAACAUCAUGCUGACGGGCUGAGAAGUAAUCAAGAUGCAAGAUAUUAUGAUGAUGAUUUCAGGGGGUCUGGAAAUUGGAAUAACCAGAGAAUGCGUGGAAUGGAAAGCACAGGCACUGUAGAUGAUAGAGGUUUUCAAGAGAGAGUUGGUAAUCCUCCAAGUCACUUCAAACCACCUCCUCUACUUGGGGAAACAAGGAUGUAUCCUGGGAGAGGACAACACAGGUUACAUCAGGAUGGCCAUCCGCCCGAUGAUGAACUCUACGACCCAUUCCAACCAUCAUCUUCUCCCCCUCCAGAGCCUUCCACCAGUCUCAACAAGAUUGCUUCAACUCUUCUGGAGCUUGUGUCACGUAGAUAAAAUAAGUUUGAUGUAAAUUGAGCAAAGUAAUUUCAGAAUUCAGGAUGGGUUAAUCGUAUAGCUUAGUGGGUAUCAUAACCCCCCCAAAAAAAUGUUUAAUAGUAACAUUGCAGUGAUUAACCAGAAGUUAACUUUUUAUUUGGUGAUUAAUCUCAUUUAAGUCAUUUUGUAUUAAAGCAUCUGAUAAAUGUUUUCUUGUUUUCAUUAGUUAGUUCAGUGAUUUCAUUCCUGUUUGAUGUUUGUGUCUGUACUUGUGUUGUGAAAUGAUACAGGUUUGUUAAAAGAAAGUGUUUGAAAUAAACCAUUUAACCACG